CGAGAUAGCGGAACACUAUAGAAAAAUUUCCCAGUAAAGAGAGAGAAUUGUUAGCGGAAAAGUCGUGAGUCGAUAUUGGGCAAAAGUAGCAGCGUAUAAUAAAGUGAAGUCCCGAGCACUGUCAAUUAAUUGCCACCAGCAAGGUGACGACUUUGCAUACUUUGGCACUUAGAUAAAUAUUUGUGAUUUGCUUGUCUUGUGACAUUCACGAGAUCGGCAAGAUGUCAGUAUUGAAUCAAAGCGGCGAGGAUGCAGUGGAAUGCCCUCUGUGUAUGGAACCGUUAGAAGUGGAUGAUCUGAAUUUCUUCCCAUGCACUUGCGGAUACCAAAUAUGCCGUUUUUGUUGGCACAGAAUUCGUACCGAUGAGAAUGGCCUGUGUCCUGCAUGUCGAAAGGCCUAUUCUGAAAAUCCGGCUGAUUUUAAACCCCUUAGCAAGGAAGAAAUAUCAAGAUUAAAAGCUGAGAAGAGAUUGAAAGAUCAACAACGGAAGCAGAGAGUUACGGAAAAUCGGAAACAUCUAGCAAAUGUGAGAGUAGUACAAAAAAAUUUAGUGUUUGUAGUAGGAUUACCAAUGCGGCUGGCAGAUGCUGAUGUUUUAAAGAAACACGAAUAUUUUGGAAAAUUUGGCAAGAUACACAAAGUCGUAAUUAACCAGAGUACUUCCUACGCAGGGUCUCAAGGCCCCAGUGCUUCGGCUUAUGUUACUUAUCAACGUCAAGAGGAUGCGUUACGUGCUAUAGAGGCUGUGAACAACAUUGUUGUGGACGGACGGACAAUAAAAACAUCAUUAGGAACGACGAAGUACUGUUCGCAUUUUAUGCGUAAUCAAGUCUGUCCGAAGCCAGAUUGCAUGUACCUGCACGAUCUUGGGGACCAGGAGGCAUCCUUUACGAAGGAAGAGAUGCAUCAGGGGAAACAUCAGGAGUAUGAGCGCAAGCUUGUGCAAUCGUUACAUGCGCACGCAUCUUCAGUUCAACGGAAACCGACACCAUCACCACCUGUAACAGGCAGUAUUGUUAGUAGGGAAAGUGGAACUGUAAAUUCGCAAACUAAAGAGGCGUGGCCUUCGUUGCAACCGGGACAGACAAAUAGUACACAAAACAAUUGUAAAGAAAUAUCACCACCUGUGCAAACAACUUCACAACACAGCAAUGUAACAAGCGGAAAUGGCAUGGUAGCUCAACAAAGUCAUGUGUCCUCCGGGGUGUCUACGCAUCAACAGAAUAAUAACAACAAGGGUGAAAGUGGUGUGGGUGUACGACGGGGUAAAAGUAAUAGCGAAAGUAAAGCACAGGCAGCUCGGAACAAACAUAAAAAUAGUCAAAACAAAGAGAAACAUGGCACUCGUGUGACAUCGCGAUCUGAAUCAAGCUCAAUCAACAUGCAAAGUAAUUCACAGUCACAAAUUACCGGGCAAAAAGAUGUUAGAAACUUUUCCGCUGAUACGAACAGUGAUAUGUUGCAAAAAUUAGGUAACAAGUGUAAAAUGGAGCAACAACAGCAACAACAGCAGCCGUUACAAUCUCAACAAAGUAGCAACAAAACAUCAAAAUUAGUUCAAUUACAGUCUCAUGAAGUUAAAGUAAAUGGUGCAUUUCAAAACGGAGAACGUCGAUAUUCGGACAGUGAAACGGAUCAACAACGUGAAGGUAGCACGCCAGCAAGUACAAUUUCGAGCACGGAAGAUUCGAAUGUAAAUCAUCAAACUGAACACUUAGCUGAAUCUAGUGAAGAAAACAGUGGUGCUAUUCUUUUGGGUUCGUCUCCAGCUAGCACAAAUUCAUCACAAGGUGCCAAUCAACCACCACCACCAGGACUACACAAUGGAUCUCAAAUGCAAAUCAAUCAUCGGUCGAUCUUUCAGGCAGACAAUAAGUUUUUCAGUUCAAACACCUUCCAGAAAAUACCAACUACCACUUCGAUGCCAUCAAAUUCCCUUGCAGCAAAUACAAGUCUGGAUUGGACGAACACAGGAGUGGCUACGAUACCUGAUUCUUUACCGACAGUUCAUUCUAGCGAAGAUUGGCAAGCUGCUUUCGGUUUCCAACCUGAAUCGUCUCGAACGAACCAUAUUUUAUCAAAAUCCAGCUCAUCUGAUUCGCCGAGAGUGACAUUCAAUUCUGAAAGUUUUGUAGAAGAGGAAGUUUAUAUAAAUGCACCGUACACUGCGACACUUACAGAACCAUCAUCUGGUACCUUCACAGCUAACUUACUUGUAAAUUCUCCCGCGUCUAAAUUUAUGGCAGACUUUCAACAAAAUUCAUUACAACAAAGGCUUAAUAUACAGGCACAACAAACUCAAGAAAAUUGUGAAUACAUAAAACAAAACGGCCAUGUUACAAUGGAGGAAAUUCGAAAUCACCAUGAUGCAGGCUCAGAUACAGUAAAAGCAGAUGACGACUUAGGUUUUGAUCCGUUUCAUGAAACGCAGAAGGCAUUGGCCGAACUUUUAGCUGAAGAUGAAAUGCAGGUGCAACAGCAAAAGAUAUUCCAACAACAGCAGCAAAGAGAACGAGAAGAACAAACUAGGGUGCAGCAACAACAAACUCUGGCAAAUCUUAGCCAACAGCAUUUUCCACAAGUUGCACACAUAGCACAUCUUCAACAACAAGCUCAGCACUUGCAAAAUCUACAAGUGCUUCAGUCGCAUUCCCUCUUGUCCCGUCUUCCGCAAAAUUUAUUACCAAGCGGCGCCCAGAGUCCUGCACAGGGCACAGUGACGGCUACCAACUUAGGACAACGCAGUCGCCUUCCGCCACCGGGUUUUCCUGGUUCCACGCCAAAUCACAUGAAUUCAUUCGGUCUCGGUAUACCGCGACCAGCACCAACGAAUAGUGCCCUCUCUGGAGCACAACCAUCUCAACAAAGUGCGUAUCUUCCAAAUGGAAGUUCGCUUCUCAACACACAAAGUAUCGGAAAGUGCACAGGUGACGCGGUGUAUGCCCUGAAAGAUUGGUGUGAAAUAAACAGUCAACAGCAGCAGUUUCAUCAUCAAGCGUUGCAUCAGAAAGGAUGGAACAAUUUCGGACCUAUCGCAGAUUGGACUUCGAUUGAUCCGGCUAUAGUUACUUCGUCUAGACCUCUUCCAUUCCAAACUACCAGCACAUGGCAGUUUCCCCACAUUCAUCCUUCUCAUGUUGUAACUCAUAACGCGCAACAGGAACAGAACGCACCCGCUCAACAUUGGGCGAUGCAACCACCUCCUGGCUUUGCUGCACCCACAACCACAGGGCAGUUGAAUAAUCCACAGUCUAGUACGACUGCACAACCGCACACUAAGCUCAUCUCUGCAGGAUCGGAAAUCGAAAUUGCAAAUUAAAUUAAUUGAAUACACAGCUUAUACGGAUUAAAGACUAUCUGUACUAAUCGAAAGAAAAGCGAUAUUUCCAACUUGGCGACAAGACUAUCGAUAUAUCAAUAUUGAUUAAGGAAAACUACAGAUGACUGUCCGAAACAAAUUAACAACGCGAUGAUGUAUUUAUGAAUGCGAUGCGAGAAAAAA
Messenger RNA from Pogonomyrmex barbatus (red harvester ant), 3503 nucleotides. It is a transcript of the gene Cnot4, whose product is annotated as CCR4-NOT transcription complex subunit 4. Gene Ontology annotation, cellular component: CCR4-NOT complex. Gene Ontology annotation, biological process: protein ubiquitination. NCBI's taxonomy places the organism in Eukaryota, Metazoa, Arthropoda, Insecta, Hymenoptera, Formicidae. The record is from RefSeq and is a predicted model, not a curated record. Gene Ontology annotation, molecular function: RNA binding; ubiquitin-protein transferase activity; metal ion binding.